Caenorhabditis sp. 36 PRJEB53466 is the source of this 2548-nucleotide messenger RNA. The record is from the annotation of a GenBank genome assembly. NCBI's taxonomy places the organism in Eukaryota, Metazoa, Nematoda, Chromadorea, Rhabditida, Rhabditidae.
AUGCUCACCGAGCACGACUGCCAACUCAUGGCUCAAGUCGCCACAAACACUCUGCUCAGGUACUCCCCCUCAAUUGUUUCAGUGACUUUUGUAACCGUUUCAGAAUCGUACUCUCCUUCACCACAAUCUGCUGUGUUCUUUGUCUGCCUUGUUGCCUGUACUCGCUGUGGCGCGUUCAGAAAUCCGUAAAACUGCACUUCAACAGCAAAUGCAUCUUCCUCACCCACAACUUCAGCAUGCUCAUUCACAUCAUUGUCCGCAUAGUCCUGCACGGAAAAGACCUCACCAACUAUUUCGGCUCCUGGGAAAGCGGUUGCGAAAUACUCCCGUCGCGGAGCCGUUGCGAGCUCAGAUUCGUCUAUAAACUGUCUCAAUAUGCCAUCGAAAUCAGUCCGUUCAUUCUGACGGCCGAGCGAUUCGUGGCCACAUUCCGCGCGCAUCGCUACGAGAAUCGUUGCAAAUGGUGCGGAAUCUGCCUGAUGUGCAUUCAUCUAACUCUCGCCAUUUCGAUGGUCACUCUUCGAAAUGCGGAGAAGACGGGCGAAGAGGUGAUCUACUAUUGUUGGGUAAGAAAACACCGGAAAUUAGGCCAUUCCGUAUUACUCUACUCAGCUCGCAUCAACCGGAAAUAGAUAUUUUCUGAACAUUCCCAUCUUUUUCAUUUUCUCGACUCAACUGGCGACUAUCCCCGGGCUUUUGUAUUUGCUGAAGAAAAACGAGGUAUCCGCACUGCUUACGGAAUGUUCGGUUAUCGUUUCCUAGAUGUUCUUGCAGCGUUACGGAGAGACGUCACUUCAUAAUUCGACGCUGACGGAGAGAUAUCAGCUAUUCGAGAACCUUCGCACUCUGAGCAAGUUCCGGAUAAUGAGCAUUGUCACUUGGAUUUAUGUGACUUACAAUGCCGCGAGCUCACUUGGCGUUAAUUACAUCCUUCCGGAUUUGGAACUCGGAAAUCAGUUCGCAAGUGUUGAAAGUAAGAAUGCAAAGGGCUUUAGUGAAAAACAAAUAGAAAGUUGCAGUAAUGCAUUGUGUGCCUCUUUACUUUCUCAUACUAACCUUUUUGAUCCUACGAGAAGACAAGCGACCACGCAGUCAGUUCGAGAUCAGAGUGAACAACUAUCAACCUCACUAUUUCGAUGAACUUCAAAAGUUUUUCGACGAAGCGUUCGAAAAGAUUAAUCUACGACGAAACACCAAAACGAGGCCGUUACAGAAGACGAGAUUCUAAUUCAGACUGUGAUUCGAAGUCCGAUUCUAAUUUUGUCGCUCCACAAAAAACGUGGAGGCAUUGGUACCUAAUAAAUAGUUAUGUGUAAGCAGAAAAGAAGGGCCGUCGGGCAAACAUGCAUCAAAAGAGCUUAAAAGUGUGCUCAUUCCGGGUCCCUCCAGCACCCCUCUUCCGCACGGAAUUAUUUGUUCUUCGUCGCCUCAAGAGCGUCUUCCCCACCCCUCAUUCGCACCCAUCCCAGUUCCCAUGCGGUUUUCCCUUUUGUCGUGCUCAUUAAUACUCUUAAUUCCGAAUUGUUCUGCCGCUUCUGAAACCAGCUUCAUUCACGAUAAUCAUACGAUCGGACUGGAAAAGGAGAACGGAGAUGUGUGCAUGAGUGUGUCGUUCGAGGUGAAAAUAUUGAAUCAACAGAACAAUAACACUGCUCCGAUUGAGGUGAGUUACUUUUUGAUGCCAAACACUCGACGAUGGGUUCAGUUCCAUUUGGCGUCCGGAAAGAUCAAAGGGAAAUGCGCGGAGGAUCGGAAAAGCGAAGCCACGAUAUCGUCGACAGUUGACGAGAGGGAUGGAAGACAGAAGACUCUCAAGUUUAUAUUUAGAACUGUACUUGUCCCUUUUCCCUUUCGACUUCUCUCACAAUCCAGUCUUUAGGACGAAAUGCGUGUGAAACGUGUUGACGAACUGAGAUGGCAGCUGCAGAAAGUGAUCUACGUCGAAAAGUUCGCAGGUUCCCACACUUUUCUUUCGGUUUUCAAUACUCUUUUGCAGGUAGCUCCGCGGUUUUCGAGUCGGACAACUCAUCCGUCAUUUUUUCGGCGCCGUUGACUCAGAAGUACGUGUGUGAGGACAGAAUCAAUGUGACUUUGCACAGCGAGAACUUUGAGUGAGUUUAUGAUGUCCGAACAUUCAUAUUGUUCAGUUGUUCAGCUUCCCAAUUCUGGUAAUGUUCUCUCCUGAAAUCGACGUUCAGCCAUACGGUCCAAAGAGCAAUUGUAAGUUUUACGGAAAAGUCUAGUGAAAAAUAAGUUGCUGAAAAGUGACUUCACAUCAUUCAGUGGUUUUCCGAGCAAGCUGAAAAUUGGCAGUGUCCUCGAUGGCGUAGCUGUUUGAAAACAUAUUUUCGUUCCAGUUUACCUCUGCGAACGUACCCGGAAACGAACGCUCUCCGACUCUCUCCAGCACCGCUCCACCGUCUUCUGCGGCGUCGUUCUCGCGCUCUCCUCGAUUGCUCACAUCGUCGGACACAUGCUUCGCCGCCAUUUCAUGCCCCAUCGCAAAGAGCUCUAUGAGAAUUUGGACAGAGUUCCCAUGAACAACUAG